UUACUCAGUUACAUCCAAAGAAAUAAGCAACUCUGUUAUCUAGGACAUUGUUAAACGUUUCAAUUCUCUACUGUUGUUGGGGAUUUCGAGCUUGGCAUUUUCGAUUGCGGCGCCUGAGGCUUACCCACUGUGAAACGUCUGUAGAAGCCUUCAAACAUGGUGAACACGAAAGCGCAGCAGCAGCUCUAUACCCACGCGGCAGAACCGAAGGCCGUCCAACAAAGGCGCGCAAAGUAUCGCGAGGAUGAUGGCGUGCCGCUUCCUACCGCCAACAUUAUGUUUGAUCGCCGCGUCGUCAGAGGAAAUACAUAUGCAGCCCGUAUCCUUCCGGCAGACGCAUCCCAGACGCAGACCAAGCCGAGUCCCCCUGCAACGAAGAAGAAAACCACGCGGUCCGUCCCGCCUCGGACGCCUGAGGCAGUGGAGGGACGAAGGCACAUCGACAUUCAGACGGACGUAUACCUGGAAGAGCUGACAGACACGGUGCCUGAGGCUGACACUUCAACGCAGACAGAUGCUUUCCUAGACCGGCCGCCGACGCCGUUGUUCGUGCCUCAGAAGACUGGCACGGACGCAGUUACGCAAAUUGAGAACGGCGAUCUCUUUGACUUUGACUUCGAGGUGGAGCCCAUCCUGGAGGUGUUGGUGGGCAAGGUACUGGAACAGGGCCUUAUGGAGGUCUUGGAAGAGGAGGAGCUCGCAGCCAUGCGGGCACACCAGGAGCAAUUCGAGCAGAUCCGCAACGCCGAGCUCGUGGCUACGCAGCGCAUGGAGGCGGCGGAGCGGCGCAAGUUGGAGGAGAAAGAACGCCGCAUGGCGCAAGAGCGCGAGCGUGUCGAGCGCGAGCGCGUCGUCCGUCAAAAGGUCGCCGCCAGCGCCUUUGCACGUGGCUACCUUACCGGCAUCGUCAAUACGGUCUUUGACCGUCUCGUGUCAUCGGGCUACAUCUACGAUCCAGUUAUGCGCGAGGUGGAGACGGGCUUCAUGCCGUGGCUCAAGGAGCAGGCCAUCAUCUACCUUUCACGCGGCGUUGUGGCGCGGCAAGUUGUCAACAGGCUGGUGGAGGACGCAACGGCUGCCCUGGCGGCCAACCGGGAGGCCGUGGCAGAGAAGGCAAAGGCAACUGCGGCAGCGGUGGACGCCUGGGCAGAGCGCGAAGCAGCACUGGAGAAGCAGCUGCAGGGCGCAGAGCUGGAGGCGGUACGGCAGCGACCGACGUUUGUGCUUCGGGAGCUCAAGCCGGCGGUUGCCACACCAGAGGCGAUCGAAGCGGCGGCUGCGGAGCUGCGCGCACAAGCAGAGGAGGCAGCGAAUGCAAAGUUUGAAGCAGACAAGGCGGACGCAGCAGACAAGGCACGUGCAGAGGCGGAGGAGAAGGCGGAGGCGCAGCGCGUCAAGCUGGAAGAGCUGGCGGCGCAAGCAGCAGCGGAGGCAGAGGAGCGUGGGGAGGAGCCGCCGGAGGAGCCGCCGACCCUGGAUGAGCCAUUGGUGGAUGUCGAGGCGGUAGUGGCGGCGGCAGUUGAGGCGGUGGUGAAGCCACCUGUCAAGGAGGUCGAGGACAUCGACAUUAUUUCGUACAUGUUGGAUCAGGGCAUUAUCACCAAGGACGCGAUCAUUCAAUCCCUUGCGGUACACGCGCUCGGAGACAAGGCGUAUAUCAACCACCCUGCGUUUGCAGAGGGCGCAUGAAGGGCCGGCGGGAUGCUCUAGGGGAGGCCGCGGGCAGGCGGGCAGUGGGCGGGCAGGCGCUGGUAUACUGUAACGUGUGGCGGAUGGCAGGUUGUGAUUGUGUGGCGCGGAUCGUUAGGGUGUUGGCUUAGUUUGUGGCAGAUAGUGCGUGGCCGUGAGCGUGGCGAUUAUGACUGUGGCAUGGGCCCUGAAACCGGUUGUCGCGCCACGUGGCUGGGAUAAGCCAAGUGGGCAAUGGGUGGGUGAGCAGGAGAAGGACACAGAGUCUGCAUAUGCGCGUGUUUAGGCAAGGGGUGACAGAACAGGCCUAAAUGCACUGACUGAAUGACCACAGUUACUGACAAUGAUGCAUGAAGCACUGUAUAUGUUAGGAAGCACUUGGCUAGUAUCGUGAUGGUGGAUUUGGACAACUUUGACCCUCUUUGACCAAUUACGCUUCACAGUUGACUGUGUUCUUUCGUCGCCGCUGCUACCGGCGGAGUCAACGGCUCUCCCUGGCUUCGGACUCUUGUCCUUGUGGGCGUGAUGCGUUGCACUCACGAUGUUGACAUGGACCAUGACGUGGACCAAAGAUCCAUUGGCAGACGUGAUCGCAUCAAGUAGUUUGACUUGACAACGACGGCCAUGCUACACCUAGCAGUUACAAGAGGGGGGUGCACAGCAGACCGCCUGCGACGCGUCAUCAGAGACAUGAGCGCAUGAUGACCGGGUCGUCGCUAUCGUGUGUAUGCAUGAAUAUGUGCUUGUGACCUUGGCUGCGUGUCUUCUGCGCACGGGGACGUGGCCUGUGCCAAAGAACCACAACACUGGUUCGGUAGCUUUUUGGUCCCUUCUUUUCCGCUUGAUUGGACACGUAUUGUCUGCAACUGCUAUGGAUGCAGGUAUGUGGAUAGGGGUCGGUAAAUGCAAGGUAUGGCAGGCGGAAGGUACUGCAUUAGGGUUCGCGGAUACAGGUUAUCUGCGGCUUUGCCGCUAUUUCUGCUCGCUGUAAGCUACCAUUUGAU
Molecule: messenger RNA, 2693 nt
Organism: Volvox carteri f. nagariensis
Lineage: Eukaryota; Viridiplantae; Chlorophyta; Chlorophyceae; Chlamydomonadales; Volvocaceae
Exons: 4
Coding region: 157-1689 (510 amino acids)
Cellular component (GO): cilium
Source: RefSeq, a predicted model, not a curated record